This is a messenger RNA of Chilo suppressalis (striped riceborer), 8725 nucleotides long. The record is from the annotation of a GenBank genome assembly. NCBI's taxonomy places the organism in Eukaryota, Metazoa, Arthropoda, Insecta, Lepidoptera, Crambidae.
UACGUAGCCGCGUGCCAUGGCGGGAAACAAAUUGAGGAAAACAAACAAACCAACAUUUUGCUUCAUUUAGCACACAGUACGAUUGUUUUGGUUUUCAUGAUGGUGUAAUUUCUUUUUGUGAACCAUCAGAUCAAAUAACUGUGAAUCAAUUACCAUAACAUGUGUUAUCCGUAACUAUCACAUUUUACCAAUUAAAGCAGUUCCUUGUUUUGGUCUAAUUACUCUACUUUAUUUAUUUUUUAUUAAUCGCGGCAAUAAUUGAAAUGGAAUCAAACCUAAAUGAACCAAUAUCGAAAAUGGAUAAGUACGAUAUGUUACAUACAAAAAGACCAUGGUACAAAUACAUAACUGUAGAACCAACAAUGUUUUUUUACAUGAUGGCCUUUAUGGUAACAAAUGUAAUAGAGCAAACAUUUUAUGUGUUUCGUGCUUGCACUGUUGACCAUGGAUACAGUGAAGAGAUCUGUUAUGAAAUAAAUAAGCAUGAAGAGAUUAACAAUGAAGUUCAGGUUACAACAUCAAUAUUUCAUCAGUGGAAUGGCUUAGCGAGCCACAUUGUGCCUCUUCUCCUGGCAUUUUUCUUGGGCUCAUACAGUGAUAGAAGAGGAAGAAAGUUUAUUCUUCUUGCUGGCCUUAUUGGGAAGCUUUACUUUUCAGCAAUGAUUACAUUAAAUACAGUUAAAGCAUGGCCGCUUAAUUACGUGAUUUACACCGCAACCUUUCCAAGUGCGCUCACCGGUGCUGAUCUGGCCAUCUUCGCGGCCUGCUUCGCUUACAUCGCCGACGUGUCUUCCGUAAAGAACAGAACCCUAAGGGUGGGCAUUCUAGACGUAGUAUACUUGUCAACUUUACCCACAGGAGUCGCUAUAGGAAACCUUCUGUACAAUAAUGUGGUCAAUAGGUCAUUCACAGCGAUGUUUGCUAUCAACACAUGUCUCAUGGUUGUCGCGACGCUGCACUGCCUUAUAUUCUUAGAAUGGCAGACCAGCCCCGCGCAGAAAUCCCUUGAGGAAACCGGAGUCAAAAAUCCUAUAGCAGAUUUCUUCGACUUGAAAAAUAUUAAGAGAACUUUCAUUACAUUAACUAAGAGGAGAAAAGAGAAUAGAAGAUUGUUCUUAUGGUUCCUGUUGAUAUCCAUGGCGUUUUAUACAUUCCAAAGAGAUGAACGUCCAGUAAUGUAUCUGUACACAUCGCUCGUGUUCCAGUGGGACACGAGCGCCUUCAGCCACUUCAGAACUUACCUCAGCACCGCGUACGUUAUCGUCAUGCUGUUUGGCAUCCCGCUCAUGACGAAAGUAUUCAAGUGGAGAGACACUACGAUUAUAAUGUUGGGCGCCGCAGCUCAUAUAUCCGGGCAUUUGUUCUACGCGCACGCGACAUACGAUAAACUGAUGUACGUGGGUGCUACGGCGGCCGCUCUAGGUCCCUGCGUGGCACCGCUCAUACGAUCCAUGACUUCUAAGGUGUUGCCAGCAUCGGAAAGAGGUGUGGCGUAUGCAUUUCUAUCAGUAAUGGAGAAUGCUGUGGCGAUGUUCGCUUCCGUCAUUUACACUCAACUAUACAAAGCCACAAUCAAUACCGAGAAUAUCAACUCGAUCUUCUACCUCACGAUGAUUACACAAGCCUUUGUAUUUUUGCUAGCACUGACAAUGGAGCUUCUUCUAAAAGGUAAAAGCUUAGAAGCUUUAUCUGAAGAAAAACAUAUAACAGAUACAUCAUGAUAUCAUUUAUUUCGUUUAAAAUGAAACAUAAAUUAAGAUAUUGUUGAACUCCACUAUUGUUAAAACUAUUUAAAUUUCUUAUUGAUCGCCAAUUAAACAUUGACACAACAAUCAAAAUAUUAUAUAAAAUCAAUAAAUUACAAUCCAAGAUUUUAAUCAUACAAAUCAAAUUACAAUUUAAAAAUACUAAUAAUUUAUAAUAACAUAAAUAAUAAAACUGCAAUAAAAAAAAUAUGAAUUAUAAAAGUUAUAUCGCAUACAUUUAUUCCUGAAGUUGCUAAUGUCAAACAUGAAGAAAUUCAAAUCCCUGGUCUUGCUCACGCUACUCCGACCUCUAUAUGACUAAAUAUUUUUUCAUAUUGCAUUUUGACCUAUAGACCAGGGUCGAUAAUUUAAAAAAUGGUAAAAAGUGAAAAAAAAUUAUAGUAGUAGGUUUUUUGUUUGUUGAAAUCUCUACUUUCUGAUGGUAUUAAAAAAAAUAUGCACUACUAUGGUAAAUGUUCUCAGAAAAUGCAAAUUAAUAAUGAAAAAAUCUCGAAUCCGAAUUUUUUUUUAAUCAUUAUGUAUAAUUUUGAGCUAUUUCGAGUAAUUAAAGUGUAAGUCCUGGCCUCAGAUCGCCCGUAAUUUGUUUUUCCUUUUUUUUUUUUUGUUAUAUUCUCUACCUUUUCCAAUGGGUUUCAUCCUACUAUAUUUUUUUUGGUCUCUAAAAUUAUCAACCCUGGUCUACUAAGUUUCCACGAGAAUAUAGUUAAUAUAUCUUAAAUGGCACAGGAUAAAGUAUUAUAAACGGCACACAAUAAAAUAUAGGGUUUAAGCUAAUACAAAAGAAAGGAUGCUAUGUGAGUCAAUGAAGUAGAAAUGAUGAUAGUGUUUGCAUUAGUUCAGAAGCAGAAAGUAUGCUAUUCGCUAGUGUGUAAAAGAAAAACAAGCCCAGCAUGCAACCAUAUGAAAGCGAAUAUUAAUAUAUCUCAAUCUCUUCUGGAAAUUUUAAAGUAUCUUACCCAGAUUACAUGUGGCAUAGAAAUCGAUUUUUUAUGCUUUCCAGUCUUUUUUAUUUACAUAUAUUAUAAAUGGAUUCCAGAUAAAAAACAGCUCAGCAGUUCUAAAACGCUGCGUACAAAUGAUUUCAACAAAAGCAACAUAAGACUUGAAAUAUACAAUCACGCAAAACGAAACCAAAGUUCUUAAAUCCUCUACAGCAAAUUUAUCGAAGUGAAUGUUAAAGCUUUAUUUGCUGUAGUGCAUAUUUUGUGUCGAUGUCGAUAGGAAUUUCAUAUCAAGAUUCGUUACUAUGAAUUUUAUUAAAUAAAAAGUAAAAGUGGAACAGGCACUGCUUAAAUUGGUGUUUCAGAACCUUUUAAACUACAAAUUGCACAAUAUAAAAACAAAAGCUUUCAGACAUGAAACAAUGUACAUACAUUAAAACUAAAAAUAAUAAGAAAAAAAUAAAAGAAUAUCUCAACCAAAAUAUGACAUUUAUUUCAAAACGAAGCAUGAUUUUACAACAAUACAAAUAUUAAUUAUGACAUUUAAAAGCUCUCCUCUCCUGUCCUUAUUGGACAGGCCUUGCCCACAGAGUAGAGUUCAAUUUAUACCGCUGCGGAAGAAGCGAAUUUUGGCAACGAAAUUGUACAUAGCUUAAUAAACUUUAUGUCAAUUUUAUUAGUAAGAUGCAAACUAAAUACGAGCCAAAAUAAAAGGUUGCAGACUCCUCGAGAAUUACCCUAGCUCGUACUUAGUUUGUACGUAUUAUUGACAUUCAAGAUGAUUAUGCUGUGCACAAUUUCGUUAAAAAAUUCGUUUCCAUUCCACAGCGAUGUUAAUUGAGGAAUAGCAGCGACGCGACGGUUUACGGGUAUACCAGAGCUGUUCCAAACCUACGCUUCAGGUGCAACAAAUGUCAAAAAUUAAUGUUUUGACAUAAGUUCUAGUACAUUUAACGUCAAAAUCGAAACGUCUGGUAAAAAGUUGCAAUCAGAGCGUAGGUUUGGAAUGCAGCCCAGUAUCGCUUGAAAAGAUCCCACGGUGUCGCGAAGAGGCGGCCGCGUGACUACUUCGAGAUUUUCAAACGAUACUAAAAUUAGUCUUUAAAGUGUGUAGAUAAAGUUUAAAAGUGUAUUACACCUAAAAGUCGCUGCCAUUCCGGUGUAAAUCGGCCAUAAAUGAGAACGACUAUGUCAUACACACGACUUAUAAAUAACGUCGGAGUAUAUUUCAACUACCAUUGAGCAUUUACAUGAGUGACAGUCAUUACAAUCGCUAAGGAAUAUAAUCACAAUAAAUCACACAAAAGCUUUCAGUAUUGCUAACAAAAUCCCGUAAAAACAUCGAAUUAAUAAAAAUAGAAGAAAAGUACUUAUUGACAACUUCAUAAUAAUAUGAUAGUUGAGUUGCCCCCAACAUUUGAGUAAAUAACUUAAGUCUAUGGCAUGCUGAUCACUUGUUUCUUCUUUCCCUGUUCGUUUCCUAUUAUAUUCUCCCCAAAUCUUUCAUUCCCUAUACGAGCUUAUUAUUGAUAAACAUAAUGAGGGUUUUCUGGAAUGACGGGUACCAGAUGGCAGCACUGGGCCGAAAGGUUUACUCAUCCGUCAAAUCACGUAUGUCUCCAUAGUCUAUGGAUCAAUUUAUAUUCUCGUUCUUUAAAUUCGUGACCUUGUGUCUCAGUGGCGCCUACUGGGGACGAAAAUUUUCCAUUGAAUUGAAAUACCCUCAUUGAAUUGACUUAACUACAAUAUAUAAAUGAAAACCCCAAAAGAUCCUAUCGUACGGAACAGAUUACUAGCAUAAUGUGAAAACAAAAGACAUUAGAAAUAGGUAUUAGAUUAUUGAUCAUGUUAACAUGAGAAGUGUUUAUUAUUGAAAAUAAAUAAUGAAUUUGUUAAAUCAUUGUGAAGUUUUUUUCAUUACAUUUCCAUUAAGCUACAAGACAUCAUACUGUGCUUAGGUCAGCAAAAGAAAAUUCACUUAUAUUUACAAAUUUUGUGACAAAUUUAGCAUCUCAGUCAAUAUUUACAAAUUUUGUGACAAAGGAGAUUGCUCAGCUUCCAUACAUGUUUGGCCUAAAGACCAAUAAUCAUGAAAAAUUGUUUCCUAGAUUCGAAAUUAUAUAUAAAUUACUGUAGAAACGAAUAUUAUUGACGGACACCCCUGAGAACUUCUAUAAACUAUAUACACUGAACAUAUUAAAAUAAUAAAAAACAAAUAAGUUACAUAGUAAACUAGGGAAAUCAAGCCAAGUACCGAAAUUAUGGAUUAGAUUCAGGUAUAUAGAGCAUGUAGAUUAACAGAUAGUUGCCUGUUUUUAAAGUUAAUGCAUAAGAGUAACUUUUAAAAUCAGGUGUCAUUUCCGGUUAUAAUAAGGUACUCUGUGACAGAAACUGUGUGAUGCUUGUGAAUGAGCCACAGAUUAGAGAAAAUUUUUAAACUCUCGUUAACCAAAUAAAGCUAAGAGAUUUAGGUUCUAUAGCCAUAUAUUCAGUAGCUUCAUUAUUUUUGUUAUGUUUUUAAGAUAACUAUAUUUUAGAUUUUUAGUGUAUCACACCUUAUAAUUUUAUUUAUUUAUUAAUUUAUAGUCAGGGAACGUAGGCCCAUAGAUAGAUACCUUAAAGUCUAACAUAUAGUAUACAGAUUAUAAUGUGUUUAUGUGGAGGUGUUUGGCGAAAAAUGUAUGGCAAUAGACUUUAUGAUGUCGCCUACCAUCUAUAAUAAUUGUCUAGGCACAUUUGCAUCUAGUAAAAAUGAUAAUAUAGUUGUGGAUAUUGAUACAGUGUAAUAAACAAAAUGAUUUAUUUUAUCGAUCUUUACAUAAUAGAUUUGUUUUUAUGUUAUAUAAACAACUUCGAUGAGUCUUUGGCUGAAUGUUACUACACCCAUAGCCAUUAAAAAUGAUUCGUAUGUUUUCCAAACCGGUAAAAUUAAAAGUCCUUUUUAAAGUAAAUAUAUUAUACAAAGGUGUCCGUUGAAAUCUAAUGACUGUAAAUUAAAUUAUAAAUUACGCCAAGAAUUACCGUGUAUGACAAUAUUUUUUGUGCAUUUAGGCCAAUUUGAGCAAUCUCCUUUAACAUCUCAGUCAUUUAAUACAAUUAAGUUUUUAUAAAUCGACUGGACAAACUCCAUCCCAGCACCCUCCACACCCAAAUUAGGCACUAUCAUAGCUACCGAGUGUGUGCGUAUCUUUAAUAAAAAAAUAAAAGAAAAUUAAAAUAUGCCUUUGAUAGAUUGCAUGUCUUCACUUUUUAUAUAAAUAAAGUGGACAAAGCACUUAAAAAUAUUUACCUACUAUCAGAAAAUCCUAUUGAUAAAUGGCCUUAGGGCUUAAUCUAUAUAGACGUGGAUAUAGAGGUGCUUAACAAUACACCAACAUUAGCUACAUAAAAUACAUAAAUUCAUACUGGUGGAUACUCGACGAGUACUAUUGCUAAUGCUUCAAAUAAGUCAUAGUUUAAUCUCCCUCCCAGGUAACUUGAAUGAAUUUUAUUAUUAUUACCAUAUUCACGGCUAUAUAAUUCUUUGGUUGAUAAGACGACCCAUUUCAGGGUAGAUUUGACAGAACAAAAACAAUAUGUUUAAUAUUUUAAUCAACACACCACACAUUUGUGAACAAUCAACAUAUUUUUCUCAAAGUAAUCUCUACUACGUUGUUAAUAGCGAAAUAUUUGUCUUGUCAUAAUUAUAUAAUGUAGUCUACAAUAUUCAUAAAAUAGAUACCAUACGCGCAUGUGCUAAGUUUUUGAUUAAAUCCGGUAUCGUUUAUAUAAAUUAGAUUUUAGCUCUCCAAAUAAUUUAUAUCUGUUUACGGGAUAAAACCAAAAACCCACAAUCAUCACUAUUCUAACAGAAAAAAAUCGCUAAAUGCAAACUAAAAAUCAAAAAGCAAUAAAGUCGUUGAAAUAUUUCUUAUACAGAACAUGCAUUUAUGUUUCAUGAUAGCUUCGCUCACCGCACAGCAUAUUAAUUAAAUGGCUACAUAUUAUUCCGAUACACUGGAAAUAUAAUGUCCGUUGCAAUGUAUUUUCAAUACAAUAACAUUAGAGCUCGCCGCAGACGCAAGUAUAAGUUGUUAGGCUGGGGUUAUUGAUCCGGUACGUUCAGCCGCAUUCUGAUGAUGUUGAAAGCGACGAGGGAAUCGAACAGGCGACGAAAAGUGAAGAGAGAUGUGAUCGAUCCAAUCCAGUAUAUAGCCGUCAGUGAUAGUUUCCGGCCGAGGAACCAGUUCGGGCAUUCGGCCAGGAUUAGGUCCCUUGGUGUUCUGUGCGUGAACAUUCGUACCAAGCACUCGGUCCAAGGGAGUCAAGGGAGUCCGACCCAGUCAGCCAAGUACUGCUGGAUUUCGACGCGAGCCUCUUUAAGCGAGGGCAAGUCGCUGUCGGCCGGCGGGUACAUGUUAGCGCAAUGGGCUGUCCCUUUAAUGUAAAUAGCAGGCGCAUUGUUGUCCUUAGUCUGUGUGAUUCCGAGCGCGUGCCAGGGGUCCACGGAGCCGUGCACGAACACCACGCGGCUGACGGCGAUGUCCACACCGCCGUACUUGCUGUUAGUCCACGCUGCAGCGUUGCUCACGAAAUCUUUAUCGAACUUUUCCAAACACAUCUUCACACUGUUGUAUGAAAAAGUCCAAGGUGAAUGCAUUACCAAAUACUUCGACUUCAGCAGAAGAUGUUUGAUAGAAACCAAACUCAGUACAAGUCUGAUACAUCCAUUGACGUGCUUCAUCUCCACCCCAUGUAAUGUUUCUUAAUUCCUGAAUCAUGUUACUGUAGCUAUAGUCCAGACAGGUCUGGUUGUUUUUAUUCAUAAUAAUCGCAUUGAAGUCUGCUAGUCUCUUGUAGGCAGGUUUCUCUUUGCCUUCCGUAAGUAUCUUGCAGAUAGUGUUUAUGGUAACAUUCCUAUAUUCCUCAUUCGCUCCAAUCCUGUUAUCUUCAUUGUACUGUACUACAUCAGCAAAAUCAUCAGCAAUGGAGCUAUAAAAAUUCUUAAUGUCAUCCGGAGAAGCAUCUGAGAAUUUCUUGCAAACUUUGAAUUCUUUUUCUAUUAUUUCUGGUUGCCCUUUCAUCAGAUCAGUGAUUUGUUGAUGAGCCAAUUUCACUUGUUGCACGCAAUCGUCAUCACCAGUUUUUUCACGGAGCGCAUCCACAACAACUUUGAAAUAUUCCAUAAAGUCAACUUUCGCCAGUAAUGGACCACUUGACGACACGGCCGCAUAAAUAAGAUGCGGGUACUUCACGCGAACCCAUGCUGCCAGGGAGCCUGGAUAGGAUCCUCCAAAAGCAAUCCAUUUAGUGUCCUUGGGGAGUUUGUAAAGCUCAUUCAUCUCUUGAAUAAAAUAUGCAAGGUCAUCCAUUGCUUGACUGGACGAAAGAUAUUGCAAAUUUUUUGUAGACAUGUCUCUGCAAGACGGCUCUCUCCAUAAUAACGAUGUUCCAAGUUGAUGCACAAUGCUUUGAAGAACUUGGCAUAUUCAAUCCAAGCACCUUUUACCAUCCAUUUUGGAUCUGCUGGACCUUCUCCCCCGAUCAUAAGGAAUACAGGACCGGGAUUAUUUUUAUCAAAGUAUUUGUCAUUCACGAAAUAGCGCUGAAAUUUUCGUUUUAAGGUUUGAGGGGCUUGUGUGAUCCAACUUUUGCGUAAACCACUUUGCGAUUGGUAAAGGCUCCUCAUCGUAGACGACCGGUACUCCGAGAUUUCCACCUUUGCUUCGGCCCAAACGAAAAUGUUUUGUACCAAUAGUGGAAAGGAUUUGUAAUAGUAUUAGUAUGGCCGUUAGUAUAUUCAUUUUAACUUUAGGUAAUUAGCAUGUACGAAAUAAAUCCCGUUUCACUGCAGAGAUAACUUUAAACAAAAUCUUUGCUUAGAAAAGCAAAACUUUGCAAAGCGAAUGAAACUGCAGAAACGUCUAAACACAGACUAGUUAAAGAUACCACUUAACCUUUAAAAUACUACCACAGAUUACUAAAAUUAUGUCUAACGUCAGAAACAUAUUGACGUUUCGUAGAGGGUCGUGACGUCCG